This is a messenger RNA of Acanthopagrus latus (yellowfin seabream), 2327 nucleotides long. RefSeq names its product tRNA nucleotidyl transferase, CCA-adding, 1 (gene trnt1). Gene Ontology annotation, biological process: RNA processing. The transcript is spliced from 8 exons. Lineage: Eukaryota; Metazoa; Chordata; Actinopteri; Spariformes; Sparidae. Gene Ontology annotation, molecular function: RNA binding; nucleotidyltransferase activity. The record is from RefSeq and is a predicted model, not a curated record. The coding region runs from base 127 to 1410 and encodes 427 amino acids.
GCCUGACGCAAACUCCUGCUAUUGGUCCUCAACAGCACGUCGGCGGAACACUUCCUACAGAGGUGCAUAAUUGCAUGAAGAGAUAGCAGCGUUGUUUGUUCGUAAUAUCUUCUUCUGAAGCUACAGAUGUGGAGCAGAUUAUUGAGCCCUCGUGUGGUUGGUAGAACAAGUUUGUGUUGGAGGAGUCUCUUCACCAUGCAGCUGAAGACCAGUGAGUUCCAGGCUCUGUUCAAUGAUGGACUGAAUGGAUUAGCAGAGGUGUUUGAGAAGCACCAGCAUGAGCUGAGAAUAGCAGGUGGUGCUGUACGUGACCUGCUGUCUGGGAAGCGGCCUGAAGAUGUGGACUUUGCCACCACAGCCACUCCAGAGGAGAUGAAGCGCAUGUUCCAAAAUGCCGGGAUCAGAAUGAUCAACAAUAAAGGAGAGAAGCAUGGAACCAUUACAGCACGACUACACAAUGAGAACUUUGAGGUGACCACACUGCGCGUGGAUGUUCAGACUGAUGGACGUCAUGCAGAGGUGGAAUUCACCACUGACUGGCAGAAAGAUGCUGAGCGGAGAGACCUCACCAUCAACUCCAUGUUUUUAGGACUUGAUGGGACUUUAUAUGACUACUUUAAAGGAUAUGAGGACCUGCAGAACCGUAAAGUUCGGUUUGUGGGCAGUGCUGAGCAAAGAAUCCAAGAGGACUACCUGAGAAUACUGCGCUAUUUCAGGUUCUAUGGCAGAGUGGCUUUGAAGCCGGAUGACCAUGAGCCUGAGACACUGACUGCUAUCAGGGACAACGGUCGAGGCCUGGCAGCCAUAUCAGGAGAACGAAUUUGGGUGGAAUUAAAAAAGAUGGUUGUUGGGAACCAUGCUGCUCAUCUCCUGGAACUUAUGUACAAUAUGGAACUGGCCCAGUACACAGGUUUGCCUCCAGAUGGCAAUGUUGAGGAGAUGAAGCGAGUGUGGCGGAACGCCAAAGACCACUCUCCCAAACCCAUGACCAUCCUGGCAGCUCUCUUCCAAAGCCCAGAGGAGGUGGAAAAGAUGGACAUCCGGCUUAAGGUUUCCAAAGAGGAGAAGACUCUAGCUCUGUUCCUGGUCAAAUACAGACGGGAGCUCUGUAAGAGCCAAGACGAGCUUGACAGCCUCAAACCCUUCACUGACUUUAUCAUUGACAGUCGGGAGCUGGAUACACAAAGUAAAGUGUGUGAGCUGCUGAAGUAUCAGGGUGAGGAGAAGCUGCUGACAGAGCUCAGCAGAUGGUCCAUCCCUCGCUUCCCUGUCAGCGGUCACGAUCUGAGACGGAUGGGCAUCACGACUGGCAAAGAGAUAGGUGCCACGUUACAGGAGCUGCGCGACAUCUGGAAGAAGAGUCGCUAUCAGAUGGACAAAGAUGAGCUCCUCAGUUACGUAAAGCCUUGAGGAGCAGAGCAGAGCCCAGGUGCUUUCGUGGGUCAGAGAGUAAUAAUGAUAAUGUGGACACCUGACUCUGUGUGCCGCUCAUGUUAUUAAUCGAGCCGGCUAAUGCAUAUUGCUGAGAAAGGAUGCUACAAGAGCUGAGACAUUCAUUAAUGCAAGUUCCUUCUUAAUUACCCCAGGGCCACUUCUGUUCACCUGCUUCACCAUGUAAAUGUAAAGAGAUGAUGCACAAGAGGCUGCUGGCAUCACAGCUGCUACCAUAUGAGAAAAUGUGGACUGGAUGACUGCAGCAGAUUUCACCAUGUGUUUAUUACAGAGCUCAUGUCUUUAUGUUAAGUCCUUGGUUAAACUGUCGGUGUUAUGGCACUCUGUCUCUAGUUUGACUGGUAAAAUGGCAGAUCAGUAACUGUAGAAAAUACUUAUUUAAUUGGUUAAAGGUUAACUCUACCGAAUGUACACAUUUAAAGCAUGUUCACAGCUCUCUGGGAAGCUGCUACUGAUGUGUGUGUUGGGGGGGAGGGGGGCUGUAUGUAAUAUUAUAAAUUGUCUCCAGUAAUGUCACUCAGUGGCUAAGUUGCAUUGUGGGUACUGUAGGCAACAGGUGCCUAGAGGGAAAAGGAAUAUGUGGAAUAAAUGAACCUGGCACCUACAUUACCCACAGUGCAACAUAGCCACUGACAUCACUGGAUGAUUACAUGUAGCUUCCUCUGGAGCCACAAAGGGCUUUAUACUGAUCUUCACAUAUGCAGUAGCAUAUCUGACCUGUAGACACACUUUUAAUGUGUAAAUUGGUGGAGUUUCCCUUUAACAAUAUUUGGCUUUGGCUUUCUCCUCUGUUUAACUGCAGCUCUGUCUUAUUUCUUUGCCAUGUUUUGUGUAAAGAAAGUGUUCUAUAAAAAGGUUCUACUUUUUAUUGAAAA